AUGGACGCAGGCGUGAUUGAAACAAGCAGUGGCUUUGCUGUGGACACAAUUCAAAGACUUGGUCGAUUUGUUAAAUUUCUAUUUCAUUUAUUUUUUCAAAGAAAAUUUAUCGUUCAUCGACUUGUCGGUCUUUCAUAUCUUAUACAAUAUGCUUUAUCAUUUUAUUGGUAUUUCAAAAAUUAUGAAACAUUCAAGCAUUCAUUUGUUAUAUGGAGUUUACCGUUAACUGGUCUUGUGCAAUCAAUCACAGCUGCAUUAACAUUUACAUUUUUAUCACGUACUAAAACUGACCCCGGCUAUUAUUCUGAUCGUGGAACAUUGUCAUAUGCAUUUAUAGUUGAAAAUUCAUUUUUCUCUGGUUUACUUCUUUUUCAAUGGCUUUAUUAUUCAGAUUUUUUCUAUUCCUAUAUUAACAAUUCAAUUGUCAUAGAUAAUCUUAUAGUUUUUCUACCGUAUAUUCUACGUCAACUAUGGCCUAAAACACAUUUUCGUGAUUCAUUAAAUAAUUCCGAUAAAAAUAAGACAGCACCAAACAAAAACUUCUAUUUCAUUGUAACAAUGAUAACAAAAAUGUUUUAUGUUUGGGCAAAACAUUACAUUGGCUAUUUUCUUAAUUAUGUACGAUUUUUCGAUCGUGCAAAUCCACAACAAAUUGAAUACAUUUACUUAUUAUUAGUAUUCAGCGCAUUUGCAACAACAAUAUCUGUUUUCCUACAUACAUUAAAGUUUAAAGGCUACAUAGGUCCGCGUACAUCUUACAUUAUCUAUAUGAUAUCGUAUUUAUCGACAUUUUAUUCUUUUAUACAAAUUCGAAGUAUUUUCUUCAUUCAUUAUGAUCUUACAUUAUACGUUCUAAUUGGUGUGAUAUUAAAUUUUCAAUCACUUUAUUAUCAACAUGUCUAUCAAAUAUGUCUACUUAUUCUAUUCAAUGCCCAUAAAUUUCACAUGAUUCCAUCGAAUAUCGAUCAUCGCCUGUUUUUAUACUAA
Molecule: messenger RNA, 987 nt
Organism: Rotaria socialis
Lineage: Eukaryota; Metazoa; Rotifera; Eurotatoria; Philodinida; Philodinidae
Source: the annotation of a GenBank genome assembly